Molecule: messenger RNA, 2487 nt
Organism: Episyrphus balteatus (marmalade hoverfly)
Lineage: Eukaryota; Metazoa; Arthropoda; Insecta; Diptera; Syrphidae
Gene: Noc3
Product: nucleolar complex protein 3 homolog
Exons: 5
Coding region: 7-2463 (818 amino acids)
Biological process (GO): DNA replication initiation
Cellular component (GO): nucleolus
Molecular function (GO): chromatin binding
Source: RefSeq, a predicted model, not a curated record
AAAAAAAUGGCAGUGAAAAAAGUAAAAAUCAGUAAUGUAAAACGAACAGCCCAUCUCAAAUCGAAAAAGAAAACCUUGACAAAAUCGCAACAGCAAAGGGCCAAUGCUAAAGGAGCCGCAAAAAAGCAAAAUAUAUUCAAUGCACCACCCAAACCUAGCAAAAAGGAUUUAUUGUUGAAACGCAAAAGCAAAUAUUACAAUGAACCCGAACCAGCUGAAGACGAAGAUGAUGACCAAAUUGUCGACAAUGUCAUGGACAUGCUCGAUGGAGAUGAUUUGGAAUACCUUGAAGCAGCUGGUGCCAAUAAACAACGUAAGAGAAAGCUUGCCGAUACAACAGUUGAUGCUGAAUCGGUUGGCAUUGAAUCUCGUUAUUCGGCACAGAAUCUUAAAGAAAAGUCUGAUAUGAAAAUUCAAAUCAACUUGUUGCCAAUCAAGAAUCGCGAUGGACAAAUUAUCAGUCGUACAACUGAAGUCGAUUACAAGCCUAAACCGAAAAUUGCUAAGAAAGACACAGAUGAGAAAGAAGAGGAAGAUGAUGAAGAUGAUAAAUCUGAUUAUGAAGAUAGCGAUGAUGAUGUUUUGUAUGAUGAGAGUGUAAAGCCAGCUCCAGCACAGAAAUUGAUUUCUACAACUGAUUUGCUUAUUCAUCGUCAGCAAGAAAUUGAAAGGCAAAAGUAUCGAAUUGGUAUUAUUUGUUCUGGUAUUCUUGAGAAGCCUGAAGAUAAGAUGAAGAAUUUUAAUGCGCUGUUUGAUUUAAUGGAAGAAAACAAUGAGAAUGGGACACCAAACUUGUUGACUGUUCGUAAAGUGGCAUUAUUAUCGAUUACUGAAAUUUUCAAGGACAUUCUUCCAGAAUAUCGUGUUGGGCAGGUUGAUACUAAGAUGCAAACAGUGCGCAAAGCAACAUUGGAGCGUGUUACAUACGAAAAUGCUCUUCUGCAGCAGUUCAAGAAAUUUCUUCAAAAACUUGAAAAAAUUACAGCUUCUGUGACAAAGCGUGGUGGCGGUCGAAUUACGCCACAAACAAUUAAAAUCGCCGAAGUCGGAGUAACAUGCCUAUGUGAACUGCUUGUAGCACAUCCAUAUUUUAAUUACGUCCAAAAUAUCGCUCAACUUUUGGUCUACAUGCUCAAUUGCAAUUUCCCUCGUAUGCGAGAGGAAGUCAACAAAUGCUUCCGAACUGUUUUCGCAACAGAUAAAAAGGUCGAUAUGACCUUGUAUAUUAUAAGACGUAUCAAUCAUCUAAUAAAAGCAAGAUCAAAUUUGGUGCAUUUGGAUAUGAUUACGUGUUUGUUGGCUCUGAAAAUCAAAAAUGUUAACCUUGAUGCAGAGAAAGAAAAUGAGCUUAAACAGAAAAAAUUGGAAUCGCAUAGGCAGCGAUUGCUGAAUUUAUCUAAAAAAGAACGCAAACGUCAUAAGAAGCUUAAGGAGCUUAACAAGGAACUAGAAGAGACAAAAGCUGAGGAGAAUAAGCAAUCGAAGCACUACAAAAUAACCGAGGUCGUAAAAAUGGUCUUCACCAUUUACUUUAGGAUAUUAAAAAAUGAUCCGAAUUCUAAAGCAUUGAGUGCAUGUUUGGAAGGACUUGCAGAAUUUGCACAUGUCAUUAACUUGGAGUACUUCUCUGAUCUGAUUGAUGUGCUUAAUAACAUCCUUGAAACUACAGAAUUGGGUUACAGAGAGCAACUGCAUUGCAUUCGAACGAUUUUUGUGAUCUUGACAGGUCAAGGAGAAGUGCUUAACAUCGAUCCGAUACGAUUCUAUGGCCAUUUCUAUAGAAAUUUAUUGGCAGUGCAUGCAGGAAAGAACCACGAAGAUUUCCAAAUAAUUCUUCGUACUCUUGAUGAUGUUUUAGUCAAACGACGUAAAAAUAUUACUCAACAGAGAUUGUUGGCUUUUGUUAAGCGUUUGUCAACAAUAAGUAUGCAUUUGAUGCACAAUGGAACAUUAGCUUCGCUAGGAACUGUAAAGACCAUAAUGCAACUUACAUCAAUGUUGGAAAUUAUUCUGGAUACAGAUACGAGUGUGGGAUCGGGACGUUUUGAUCCAGAAUUGGAAGAUCCAGAAUAUUGCAAUGCAUCAUGUACAGCAUUGUACGAGCUAACAAGGCUCGCUCGACACUAUCAUCCAACAGUUAGAAGAGUUGCUUUGCAUAUAGCUAAUGGAGUACCGGCAACCGGUGAUGGAAGUCUUCCACCAGAAAUUGGAAAAUUGACUCCUGAAGAAUUCUUUGAAAAAUAUGAUAGUUCACAAAUGGCCUUCAAUCCAACGAUUCCAGUUCCAAGGAAAUCGGAACCAAAAAUCAAAAAAGGAAAAUAUAAUUAUGUUGAUGUUUCGUUUAAAAGCUAUUACCAGUCAAUAAUGAAUGAAGCUAAAGUUUUGCCUAGAAUACAGCAAAAUUUUGAUUUCUUUUCAAAUUAUGAAAAAGGUCCAGAUAGUUUUAUGGAAAUUGAUGAUUAGGAAAAAAUAAAGUUUUUUUUUACA